UAUUGGUUAAUACGGUGCUUCUCACAAUUACAUCGCCUUCAUCAGAUCUGGUUGCCUCUUUUACGUAUGUAUCUCCUUCAUCGUUUGUCUGCUCAAUGCUUUUGGUUCUUCGUUUAAUAUUGCCUGUUGGUCGAAUUUAUUUCCUUUUGGUGCAUCUUCGGUAAUCAACAAUCAUGUCGUGGUGCACUAUCGAGUCUGAUCCUGGGGUUUUUACCGAACUUAUGCAGCAGAUGCAAGUAAAAGGUGUGCAGGUUGAGGAGUUGUAUUCUUUGGAUCUUGAUGAGCUCAACAGUCUUAGGCCUGUGUAUGGCUUGAUAUUCCUUUUCAAAUGGCGUCCUGGUGAAAAAGAUGAUCGCCUUGUGAUCAAGGACCCAAACCCAAACUUAUUUUUUGCUAGUCAGGUGAUAAACAAUGCUUGUGCUACUCAAGCAAUCCUUUCAAUCCUCCUGAACAGUCCAGAUGUUGAUAUUGGCCCAGAAUUAUCUGCACUAAAAGAAUUCACAAAGAAUUUCCCACCGGAGCUUAAAGGUUUAGCUAUCAAUAACAGUGAAGCAAUUCGCACAGCCCAUAAUAGUUUUGCAAGACCUGAGCCAUUUGUGCCCGAGGAGCAGAAAGCUGCUGGAAAAGAUGAUGAUGUAUAUCAUUUUAUCAGCUAUAUACCUGUGGAGGGUGUGUUGUAUGAGCUUGAUGGAUUGAAGGAGGGACCAAUCAGUCUUGGACCAUGCCCUGGUGGGCAAGGUGAUAUUGAGUGGUUGCGCAUGGUGCAACCCGUUAUUCAGGAACGUAUUGAGAGGUAUUCCCAAAGUGAAAUAAGAUUCAAUCUGAUGGCUGUAGUAAAGAACAGGAAAGAGGUGUAUACUGCAGAGCUGAAGGAGCUUCAAAAGAGGAGGGAGCGUAUUCUGCAGCAGCUUGCUGCAUCCCAGUCGGAGAGAAUGGUAGAUUGCAGCCAAGUGGAAUCACUAAAUAAAUCCUUAGCAGAAGUAAAUUCUGGUAUUGAAGCUGUUAGUGAUAAGAUAUUGAGGGAGGAGGAGAAGUUCAAGAAAUGGAAAACUGAAAAUAUCCGUCGGAAGCACAACUAUAUACCCUUUCUGUUCAACUUUUUGAAAAUUCUAGCUGAAAAGAAGCAGCUGAGACCUCUUAUAGAGAAGGCCAAACAGAAAACCACCAAUCCUAGAUGAAACUGUACUCUUUUCACAGGCUAGACAAUGUCGUAUUUGAUGAAGUGUUCUUAUGACUGGUUUUGAAUUAACCUCAGGAUUACAUCUCAUACAUUUCUUUGGUGGUCUCUUUCUCAAUUUACUGUUUCAUUUGUGGUUUUAA
Solanum dulcamara is the source of this 1320-nucleotide messenger RNA. Its product is annotated as ubiquitin carboxyl-terminal hydrolase 2. The transcript has 6 exons. The record is from RefSeq and is a predicted model, not a curated record. NCBI's taxonomy places the organism in Eukaryota, Viridiplantae, Streptophyta, Magnoliopsida, Solanales, Solanaceae. Gene Ontology annotation, molecular function: cysteine-type deubiquitinase activity. Gene Ontology annotation, cellular component: cytoplasm. Gene Ontology annotation, biological process: ubiquitin-dependent protein catabolic process; protein deubiquitination. Bases 174 to 1178 code for a protein of 334 amino acids.